AAGAGAACAGAUGACUCCAUUUAUUACCUUCUCAACUACCAACUUCUCCCUCCCUAUUAAACCCUUCACCUUCACCUUAGACUAUAUGAACGCUCAAGCAAGCUGAUCAGUGAUCCCAUUAAGUAGAAUUCUGAUGGGUAAUCUUAAGUACUGCUACAGUGUGGCUGUUGCUAUGGGGAUGUUGUUUAUUGGCGUAAGUGUUGGGCAAUUUGAAGGUGGUGGAAACGAUCCAUUCUCCCAAGGUGGGGGGAGAAGGCCGGAGAUGGUACCGGCCAUGUUCAUAUUCGGAGACUCUCUCAUUGACAACGGAAAUAACAACAAUCUUCCCUCUUUCGCCAAGGCCAACUAUUUCCCCUACGGCAUUGACUUCAAUGGCGGUCCAACUGGGCGCUUCUCCAAUGGCUACACAAUGGUGGAUGAAAUCGCGAUGCUGCUUGGACUCCCAUUGGUCCCUGCCUUCUCUGAAGCUUCCGGAGCCCAAUCUCUCCGCGGAGUUAACUACGCAUCCGCUGCUGCAGGCAUUCUUGACGCUACGGGAAGGAACUUU
Messenger RNA from Cucurbita pepo subsp. pepo (vegetable marrow), 547 nucleotides. The record is from RefSeq and is a predicted model, not a curated record. Lineage: Eukaryota; Viridiplantae; Streptophyta; Magnoliopsida; Cucurbitales; Cucurbitaceae.